AUGCUAAUUCCUGCGGCUCGGAUGGGGCCAAAGGCCUGCUGCGCCCUGAGAGGUCCUCCCUCGAGAUACUGAGGAGAAGGGGCGGAGCCACCCCGAAAGGAUGGGCCUUCCUUGGGCCGUCAGAUCUGGUGGGGCCGUCGCUUUUGGAAAGUCCCGGAGCUUCACAAGAAAGCAAAGCUGGCCUUAGGCGAAGAAGAAAGCCCCGCUGACCUCGAGGGUGUUUUAUGGAUUAAUUCUUCAUUGAUUACAUACAACUUCAUUGAUAUAGUUAUGGCGAGUUUCCAGACUUUCAGAAACAGUCAUGUGAAGACUAGAGCAUCUGUCAGAAAAAGCUUCAGCGAAGGUGUGUUCCUGUCUGUAAAGUCUUUAUUACAGAGUGAGAAGGAAUUAUGCAGUGUUUCAGCAGAGGAAUGUUUAAAGCAGGAUGAACAUGCCAGUGUAACUGAGGUCACAUUCUUAGGCUUUAAUGAAGAAACAGAUGCUGCUCAUAUACAGGAUUUAGCUGCAGUUUCUUUGGAACUUCCAGAUCUUCUGAAUUCACUCCACUUCUGCAGUCUGAAUGAAAAUGAAAUUAUUUGUAUGAAGGAUAUAAAUAGAUCAUCAGAUAUAAACAAUAGUCCUAUAAAUCAGAGUCAUCAUUCUGGAAUGCUUUGUGUCAUGAGAGUGUCGCCUACAUUACCAAGACUCAGAAUUGAUUUUAUAUUUAGUCUUCUAAGUAAAUAUGCUACUGGAAUAAGAUACACCCUGGAAACAUACUUGCGUCAGAGGCACGAACUUGAGCCCGCUAAUGAAGAUGAUGACGAUACCAACCAGUCGGUGUCUUCCAUAGAGGAUGAUUUUGUCACUGCUUUUGAGCACUUAGAAGAGGAAGAGACUUCAAAACCAUAUACCGAUGGGAUAAACAUUACUGCACUAAGGAGCCAGUGUGAUGCUGCUUCCCAGACUAUUUCCGGUUACCAUUUAGAAACUCAUGAUUUAAGAAUUCUGGUUAGCUCUGGGCAGCAGAAGUCAUUGGCUAAACCCUCAACUUCCUUAAUAAAUAUUCUGGGACAUAAAGAGCUACCUUCUGUGAAAACUUCAGUCACAACAUCAAUUUCUGAGCCUUGGAUCCAAAGGAGUUUCUAUCGGUCAUCUAAUGCUUCAGAUCAAGGUAGUGAUAUACAGAAAACAUUGUUUUCUUCUUCUCCAGUCUACUCAUCUGAAUCAGAAUGCUCGAGCCCAAGCCCUGUUAUUUUCUUGGAUGAAGAGGGAUAUCAGAAAAGUUUAAAAGCAAAACUAGAGCUGCCUAAAAUUCCUGUGAUGAAAGAUGAUGUAGAGGAUUCAGACUCUGAAGUAAGUGAAUUUUUUGACAGUUUUGAUCAGUUUGAUGAACUAGAACAAACUUUAGAGACUUCUUGUCUAUUUAUAAAAGAUCCUGUCGUAGGGAAGCCAUCGCAGGUGAAAGGGCACAAACAUGAGAAAUCGUGCUCUGUCACCACUGCUAUGAACCCUCAAAAAUUCAAGUUUGAUUGUCCAGCUCUCCCAGCUAACAUCAGAAAACCGACUCCUCGUAAGCCAGAAUCCCCAUAUAGUAACUUGUGUGAUGCUCCGGAGUCUCCUCGCCCAGUGAAGGCAUCGGGGGAAGACAGCGGUUUGUUUAGCCCCAUUCGAUCCUCUGCUUUUAGUCCUCUUGGAGGCUGUACUCUGGCUGAAUGUUUUUGCCAAACAGAUAUUGGUGGAAGUAGGGUUCAUGAAAAUCAUGAUUCCAUUUAUUAUACUUAUGGGGAUUAUGCAGAUAGUGUUUCAUGUGAGGUACUAGGCUCAGUUCUGCAUACACAGCACACUAAUGCGAUGUCACACGUUAAUAGUAUUAAAAAGGGAGAAGAUAACUCUGUGGCUUUUAAGCAUGGAAACCUUGAUCAACAAAGUAAAUCUAAAAAUAAAUCCUUAAUGAUUAAAGAUAGCAUUCAGAAAUUUGCAGCAGAUCUUGUGGAAAAAAGUUUUGGCAGUGCAUUUAAAGACUUACAGAAAGGAGUCUCGUCAUGCACUAACGCGCUGUGCCACUUAGCCAUCAAAUUGACAUCAUCCAUUUUUCAGAUGGCUUUUAAUGAACUGAGAAGGCAGCAUGCGUUUUCCCUGAAAGAGCGUGCCAUUAGUGGACUGGCUAAUUUUUUGGUGAGUGAAGCUUUAUCAAAUGCUUUAAAUGAUUUGCAAUUCGUCAAGAAGCAGAUAUUCACAAACACAGUUGCUAGAUUUGCUGCAGAUCUUGCAGAAGAGCUUGUUUUUGAAGGCAUCAUGGAAGUUUGCCAGUUUUCAUAUCCCCCAACACCUGCAUCUGCACAGCAUUGGUCGUUUGACUAUGAAGACAAAGUAGUGAAGUCGUAUGCAAAAGAUUUGUCUGAAUCUGUAAUACAGGAGGCAUUCAUUGAGCUAUCACAGGUUGAUGUGACUUUCACAACAAAGGCAGCAGUUAGUGUUUCUACAGAUAACAUAAAUUAUGUGAGUGCAGAAAAAGCAGGGCCAGCAACACAGACCUUCACAUUUUCCCCUACUUUUAACAACCAAGCAAUUAUGGUGACAAAACCAACGCAGGAAUAUAAAAAAGAAUACACAGUACAGCAGGCCUUGUUUUGUACUUCCGGGAUCUUUACUUCGAUACCAGUGCCCUUGGCAGGAAGUGCCCUUCUUCCCUACCACAUAUCACCUAAUAGCUAUCAGGCAAAGUCUCAUCUGCCUUCUGAUGAGAGUAAUUCAAAUGGUGAUCCUACCCAAGCUGAUGUUAUCACAAAAAGCAAAGGAAAGGAAGUAGCUUGCCUCAGAAAUAUUUGUUUGCCUUCAGAACACAAUCCAGGUAACCAGAAUGAUCCUAAAUCAACCAAUGAUGACAUUGAAAGGCAAAGCUCUUCAGAAUUAAAUGAUCCCACAAUUAUUAACAACUUUUCUGCGGCAAUGGUGCACACAAUAGUAAAUGAAACCUUAGAGUCAAUGACAUCAUUCAAAGGUACUAAAACAGCUGAAGAACACACAGGUUAUUUAACUAAAAUGGUAGGGGGAGAAACUCCUCUUUUCCAUUGCGAACGCACAGAAUCACAGAGUGAAGCUGACCCUAAGGACAUGUUUGCUGACCGAUUAUCUAAAUAUAUUAUUAAACAUUCCAUAGAUAAAAGCAAAUCAGUGAUCCCAAAUACAGAAAGAAAUGUGGUAAACAAAGAAGAUUUGCCUGUUCCUGGAGAAGAGUCACGGCUGACCUUGGAAAAGUUCCCCAAAUUUCUUGAUGAUCAAGAUCACUUAACUCAUUAUUCACUUUCAGGAGGAAUGGAUUGUGUUCCAGAAUGUAAAGGUCCCGUGGCCCAUGGAUUUUCUUUAGAGACACCACUACCUUGUUCAACUGUAGCGGUUCAGAAGCAUGAUUUGAAGGAACUUGUUAAGGAUAAACCAGUGAAAAAGCAUAACUUGAGUAAUACAGCACUUGAGCCCUUGCCUUUUGGGCAAGAAAACCCCUUUCCUCAUUCACACACCCUCUCUUCUACAGUGCUUUCCUGUGUAGAUGGUUUGCAGGUAGAAGAUAAACAGAAAAUCAAAGACGGAAAUGUAAUACCUGAUACUCCUCCAUCAACUCCUCUAGUGCCAUCCCAGGCUAAUUCUGAAUGGGACAUUAAGAAGUUAACCAAAAAGCUCAAGGGAGAAUUAGCCAAAGAAUUUGCCCCUGCCACACCACCAUCUACACCUCACAACCCAUCUGUUGGUAGUUUGUCUGAAAAUGAACAAAAUACUAUAGAAAAAGAAGAGUUUAUGCUGAAACUCAUGAGAUCUCUUUCAGAAGAAGUUGAAAGUAGUGAAAGUGAAGAGCACCCAGAAGUGGAUGUGAAGUUGGAGCCCUCAGUGAAGAAAGUUCAGUUUGCAGAAGCAUUAGCUACACACAUCAUUUCUCUUGCAACAGAAAUGGCAGCUUCCCAUUUAGAUAAUAAAAUAAGUCAAGAACCCAAGGUUAAAAGCUCUUACUUAGAUGUCCAAAGUCAAAGAAGUGUGUCUCCUUUUUCAGGUUGCUCAGAUGAAAAUUUACAAAUAUUGCGGAAUUUUGCAGGUGAUAUGGCGGCAGAGGUGAUCACAGAAGCUGAGAAAAUAGCAAAAUUUAGAAGUUGUAUGCUUUUCAGAAAAAAGAACUAUUGUUAUGUUGAUGAUUUCUGUUUCAAAAGAGGUGACCGUGAUUAUAGAACAGAAGACAAGUUGGAUAUAGAGGCUGUGAUACAUCCAAAAGAAGUGGAUCCAUUUAUUCUUUCAGUACCACCAAGUUCUUGUACGUUGGGUCUGACAUGUAAGUAUCCCAGCUGUGAAAGUGUGACCGACGAAUAUGCAGGUCAUAUUAUCCAAAUACUAAAACAGGAAGGUGGUAACAGUGAGUUAAUAAUGGAUCAGUAUGCCAAUAGGCUUGCGUAUAGAUCUAUUAAGUCGGGAUUACAAGAAGCAGCUAAGUCAACCAAAAUGACGUGCAGUGCAAAAAUGUUCCCUGUGCACGGUUCACAGGUCAAAUCCAAGAAUGAGCUGCUAAUGAUCUUAAAUAAAGACCACCACCAAGAAGUAGAUAAAAAAAGACAAACUACCAGAAAUGGAGACUACCUUUGUAAAAAUCAAAGUUGUGAAAGGACACAGGACAUGUAUCGAAAUGAGUGCUCUGAACUGUAUAGUUUUUCAGCCUUUCUGGCUCACAGCAUAACAAGAGAUGUUAAAAAAGAGCUAACAGAGUCUACAGUUGGCUUGCCAAAAUCUUUAACAGAUUCUUGCCUUUGUGAAAAGUCUGAAUGUGAUGAAGAUACUAAGUCUCAUGUUGAAUCAGAAUUUCCCACGUCUCUUCAGUCUUCCUCGCAAACUCUCAGAUUUUACCACAGUACAGACAGAUUAAAUGAAUAUGGUUUUGGAGAGAAUGCCACUGAAGCUAUAGAACAGUAUGCAGAAAAAGUAGUGGAUGACACUUUAGAGCUGAGUUUAGAAUCUGCAGUUUUCCAAGUAUCCAAGACCACAAAAUCAGCAGAUAGGAUUACUUAUGCAGAAAAGUUGUCACCUCUUGUAAAUGAAGCUUGCAGAUUUUGUAACCUGAAGGAGCUCCACGAUUGCACUGGAAAUGCAUCACAGCACUUUUUUGGACAGGAUUCAUUUGCUGGUAGUAAGUCAGUUUCUAAUUCAAAGUUUAGCAAAAUCUAUCAGAAAUCUAGAAUUUUCCAUCUCGAUGUGCCUCAGAUCCAUGUUAAUCUUGAUCAGAAGACAGUGCUGGCUGAGAAGAUAGUGGCCGAAGCUAUUGGAAAAGCAGAGAGAGAGCUGAGCAACACCAGUUUGGCAGCUGACAGUGGAAUUGGGCAAGAAGGCGUUAGCUUUGCUGAUAGCCUUUCCACAGAAAUACUGACGUCUGCCAUGAUGAAUGUUGGCCAUGCCGCUGGCAGUUCAAGAGAAAAUGAAGACUUUCAGUCAACUGAGUCCUUUGGUAGCCAGCAGCUGAACCUCAGUAUUGGUGAUGACAGCACUGGGAGCUGGUCCAAUUUAAGUUUCGAGGAUGAACACCAGGAUGAAAGCAGCAGUUUUCAUCAUCUAAGUGAAAGUAAUGGUAACAGCAGUAGCUGGAGCAGUCUUGGUUUAGAAGGAGAUUUGUAUGAGGACAAUUUAUCCUUUCCAACAUCAGACAGUGAUGAACCAGAUGACAAAGAGGAAGAGAAUGAAGACAAUGUAGAAGGUUCGGAGCAAGAUGGAAAGACUCUGCUAAUCACGAAUAUUGACAUGGAGCCAUGCACAGUAGACCCCCAGCUGAGGCUUAUUCUCCAGUGGCUGGUUGCCUCUGAGGCCGAAGUUGCAGAACUUUAUUUUCAUGACUCUGCUAAGAAGGAAUUUAUGCUGCUUUCAAAACAAUUACAAGAAAAAGGAUGGAAAGUGGGCACGCUCCUGCAGGCUGUGCUUAGAUACUAUGAAGUGACGGAAAAGACUUCCAGUGAGGAGGGAUGCCCCUCGUUGUUUGAUUGGCUCUUGGAAAAUGCAUAGGACAAACCCAAACUAGUGUAAUUUAUUAUUUGUUUUGGGAGGGGAAGAAACAGAUAAAGAUGCAUAGGGUAAAAUUUGAAUAGUGAAUGUUAACAUUUAAAUGAAUUGGGAGGAAGGCAAAUAUAACUUUUUAAGUGCUUUGGGUCACAGGGUGUAUAUAGUUCAUACUUUUGUAAUCUCAAAAUAUUUAGCUCCAUAUGCUCUUCUAUCCACAUGUGUAUUGUGUUCAAACCCUAAAAACACAUACAUGAAGGAAGGUCCAACCAUGAGGUUUUCGGCGGCAUGUCUGGCAGCAUUCUGUUGGCAUCCAAAUGGUCCUCCUGGAGACCACCGCACUGAGCUGGCUAUGGGUAGGUCCAGCGACAGAGUCAGAAUUUUGCCUGCUGCAGAUAUAGCAACAGGUAUUUGCCUUUGCAAACAAAUGGUGUCCUACUAAUAAUUAAUCUGACAUCAAAAAUGAAACUGAAGCUAAGUUUUUUUCAUUGUACCCUGUUUUUAUAAGUCAGUUUUAUUUUUGUAGUUCAGCAAUUGGUAGCUGUUGGUUUAAUUUAAUUCCUUAGCAGAAACAUUAGUAUUUUAGAUUUCUACAAAUACCAAAUUGUGAUAGUUUCCAUAGCCUUUCUUCAAACAACAUUAUAUGCUGAUGCUGCCAGCCAUUCUGGCAUGAGUGUGUGUGUGUGUGUGUGUGUGUGUGUGUGUGUGUGUGUGUGUAAAGGAGUCCCCUGACCUUGCAAGAGGUUCAUGCUCUCUUUCAUUUUACUGUUUUCUUGGUUAGAAACCCACUGUUAAUGUUAAAAAAAAAAAAGGGGGUGCUUUAAAAUAAAAAUGUCUAUAAAGAUUGUGCAGUAGGAAUUUUUAUUUCUCUUUUUGACUACUUUGGGUCCCUAGCUUAUCCUAUAAGUGAAAAUUGAAAUUGCAAAACAUGUUAAAAUUUUAGAAAUGAUUGUUAAUAAGAAAAUGCAUUUAGAGAAGGCUAAUAAUCCUUGUCAUUGUUGGAAUUUUGAAAAAACAAAAAAAAACUCCCUGUUAGCAAAAUAAGCUUUUUCCUGAAAAAUGAGGAUUUUUUUUUUUCCCCAGAUAAAAGUAUCUGUACUCUUUUGUAAAUUUCUCUGACACAAGCCUUCCAGGUUCUGCAUUUCCCACUGCCUUGUCUUUAGAAACUGCAAGUUGACAUGAUUAGAGAACGAAGAUCAUUUCUUGGGUUUGGGUGUGUGCGUAUGUGUGUAUGAAUUUUGUUUUUUCCACUGGUGGAUUUUGUAAUGUAGGAUAAAUCACUUUUUAUGGGGUCUUUGGUUUUCUUCCAUUAAAUGUUUUUUUUUUUUUACCUUAAGCACUGGAUGUUCUGAAAGCUACACAAGAUGUAGAAGACAUGGCACCCAUGGGGGGACAGGGAAUAAGGGCACUUAAGUGAAUUUGAAUUAAUAAUUAUACUAAAGAGAUGUGUUUUAUAGUGAAAGGUUCAAAUUUGCUUUUUAAUAAAAGUGCCAAAAGUUAUUUAAAUAUUUUGUGAGAUUACAUUGUAAGCUUUAGGUUUUCUUAAUUUAAGACUACAGAAAUAGAGCAGGCCUUAAAUAUAAAUAUUUGCUAAAGUUCUUCAAGUAUUUUUUAAGGCGGAGGGAUAUAGGAAACAUAUACCUAGAAUUGUUUUUGUCUUUAGCUUUUUAGAACUUGAGAUGCGACAGCACUGGACUGGGCUUUAGAUGUUAGAAACAGAAAUGUUUGCUCUUGUUAAUUAUGGUAUAAUUUAAUUAAUUUAGUGCAUUUUUACAAUUAUAUUAAAUAUCAGAUUUUGUAUAGUAACUUGGAUGUAUGUCUCUAUGGGUUUGAUCAACAGCAAAACUGAAAUCUGAAUUUCUUUUGAACUAAAAUGUUAUAAUAGUUUUGCAAAACUUUUUGUGCUUGAAGAUGUUGAUGUUUAUUUCUCUUCUGGUAAUGAUAGUUUUGGGGUAGGAUUUUCCUUAUAUCCUUGUUUACUUUGCAUUUUUCCGGAGCUGUGCUGGAUUCAGAGUUCCCUUAUUUAACCACUAUAUAAUGACCAAACAGGUAUUGGUGUUAGCAGGCCUAGUGAUAAUAAUCAUAGUGGAAUUCCACACUUGUAUCAGUUCAGUGCAAGAGCAAAGAGAAAAAUAUUAAGUGUUGGCAGAUGUGUAAAAAAGUGUGUUAAGCUUUCUUAGAGAAAAGAUUUGAGUUUAGAGCAGUAUCUUUUAACCAAGUUCAGCCUGAGUUGACUUUCUUUAGAGGCACUUUGUAUAUGUGAUUUUCCAAAGACAUUUUAGAUCUGUUUGUUUGCUCAGUCUUUAGAAUAGCUAUGUUGAGGACAGCUCUCAUUGUCUUAUUACAAAUCUGCUUGAUGUAUUUAUAUUGUAACAUUGUAAUAUUGCCACUCUGUGCAUUUGGGUCCUUAUGAAGUACCCUGUUUUAUUCAGAACCAUUGGCAUUGUGAUGCACGUUGAGCAUUGAGCUAAAUUCUCUGUUUAUCCAUUUAGGAACCAUUGAAUGACAUAUGGAAAGAAAAUGAAUGAUUCCUCUGAUAGGGGUUUUUUUGGAACAUUCUGUGUUUUUAGACUGAGAUGUGGUAAUUACUUUCACAUUCUUGUUUUCCUAAGCCAAGCUUAAAUCACGUUUUAUAUUUGUGGUAUUAUUAAUGUUGAUUUUGAAAAUAUUUCCUGAUUUAUACAAAGGAAUGAUUCAUUUAUAAAUCACAGAAGAAAAUGACAUAUCUUUUUGAUGGUUUGAUAGAAUUUAAUGCAGUUAUGAAAACUUUGAGAGUGGUUAUUUACUAAAUAUGUAUGAUAACAUCUUUGUACUUUGAAAACUGUUCCCCUUGCCCUUAAUAUAUUUGAUGUGAAUUGAUUCAAUUCAUAACCUUUUAAUUUUGCUUAAAUAAGGGUUUUAUGUUGCUGAUAGGUUAAUUGAAUUGCUUAUUAAGUGUACCACACAAUAAAGCAAGGGAGAGAUUUUCCCACAUGGCUUUGAUAUUAGUCCACGUUCCCCAAAUGCAAAAUUUAAUCCAGUUUCAUCAGGAGAGUCCAGACUCAAAUGUCUACUUUAUUUGUUUAGCUAACAUUAUUCUUAGAAAAUUAAUAUUGUCAGUUUCCCAUUCACUUUAAAUUUUACAUUUUUCAAAGAACACUUUCCACAGAAUUGUUUUCAAUAGCACAUUCAUACUCAGUGUGUAGGGAAGAUACUUGGCAUUUAAAACCCUGUCACCAGUUCAAGAGAAUUAGAGCUUCUAUGGGAAUUCAGAAAUGCAUUUUUCUUUUUUCAGGAAAAAACAAACAAACAAAAAAACCCUGCAAGCAUUUACCCAUUUGCUGUAUUCCUGCUCCAAAGACGCAGAUACAGUGUUACUCAGUCUUGUCACUUUACUUAUUUAUUUAUUUUUUUUUACCAUCCAUGUACAUUCCUUUUGUAUGGGUAGAGUUGUAAGUCUAGAAAUUCAUUUUUGUUUUGUUUUUGUUGUAAUGUUUGAAUACUAUUUAAUAUCAGGCUUUAAUAUUGCUGGAUUUGCUAUGUUUGGUUACUUGUGCAGUGUUAAAGGUAAUCCACAUUCUUGUUUAAUAUGCCAGAUAUAUAUCAAAAGCAGCUUUGAGUAAUUGUAGCCAUUUGUGCUGAAUUACUACAUUAAGAUCUUGUACUAUGUAACAGUAACUUUUAUUUUUGCUUUUCAGUAAUUUAAUAUGUUUACUUACCAAACUGGGAACUUUCGGGAUGCACCAAAAUUUUCUUUGUUUUACCAGUGGCUCAAAACAUUUCAGAGAUUACUUUUGUAAUAAUUUGCAAGUAACUGCUCUUUUAUCUUACAGUUGUUUAAGCCUGUGAUCUUUCCUCUCCCAACUAUAAAUUCUCCAAUAAAUUUAAGAGAUGCCUGGC
This is a messenger RNA of Choloepus didactylus (southern two-toed sloth), 9876 nucleotides long. RefSeq names its product A-kinase anchoring protein 11 (gene AKAP11). Bases 271 to 6003 code for a protein of 1910 amino acids. Gene Ontology annotation, molecular function: protein kinase A binding. Gene Ontology annotation, biological process: intracellular protein localization. The transcript is spliced from 12 exons. The record is from RefSeq and is a predicted model, not a curated record. Lineage: Eukaryota; Metazoa; Chordata; Mammalia; Pilosa; Megalonychidae. Gene Ontology annotation, cellular component: cytoplasm.